This is a messenger RNA of Cucurbita moschata (crookneck pumpkin), 876 nucleotides long. Its product is annotated as translationally-controlled tumor protein homolog. The transcript has 5 exons. Gene Ontology annotation, cellular component: cytoplasm. Gene Ontology annotation, molecular function: calcium ion binding. The record is from RefSeq and is a predicted model, not a curated record. Bases 117 to 623 code for a protein of 168 amino acids. NCBI's taxonomy places the organism in Eukaryota, Viridiplantae, Streptophyta, Magnoliopsida, Cucurbitales, Cucurbitaceae.
UCUAUAAAUUCGUUACACUCUCCUGAUUCUAAUUCUCUUGAGCUUUUUGCCGUACUCUCUCGCCCCUCUCUAGCCCAGAACAAUUUUCAGGAGCUCCGAGAGUAAAUUCGGCAAUCAUGUUGGUUUACCAAGACCUCCUCACUGGUGACGAGCUUCUCUCGGAUUCGUUCCCAUACAAGGAACUCGAGAAUGGAAUGAUCUGGGAAGUUGAGGGAAAGUGGGUCGUUCAAGGAGCGGUCGAUGUGGACAUUGGUGCAAAUCCUUCUGCUGAAGGUGACGGUGAGGAUGAAGGGGUUGAUGACCAAGCUGUGAAGGUGGUUGACAUUGUCGACACCUUCAGGCUUCAGGAGCAACCUACCAUGGACAAGAAGCAGUUCAUUGCAUACAUUAAGAAGUUUAUCAAAUUGCUGACACCUAAGCUGGAAGGAGAGAAACAGGAGGCAUUUAAGAAGAACAUUGAAGGAGCAACUAAGUUUCUGCUUCCAAAGCUCAAGGACUUCCAGUUCUUCGUGGGAGAGAGCAUGCAUGACGAUUCCUGCAUCGUGUUUGCAUACUACAGGGAAGGAGCCACUGACCCAACAUUUUUAUACCUUGCCCCAGCUUUGAAGGAAGUCAAGUGCUGAAAGAACAGAACAAAAGAUUGAAGCAGAAUGAUUCAUGUUGCACUCAUUGUUUCAACUAUAUUUGCCUUUUUCUCUUGACGUUUGAAUUUGGAUAAUUUGGAAGAUUUGGGCUGUUUUUGUUUUGGUUUGUUCUCUGGGGUUUCCUUGUUUUGACCUAAUUUACUUGGGAGUUUAUGUUCUGAUGAGUGCAAAUGUUAAACUCUAUUUAUAAACCUUAGUCAAUCUCUACUUUUAUAAUAUUCUGCUUUAGUUA